Messenger RNA from Equus caballus (horse), 2040 nucleotides. Lineage: Eukaryota; Metazoa; Chordata; Mammalia; Perissodactyla; Equidae. The record is from RefSeq and is a predicted model, not a curated record.
UAAAGAUGGGGUGGCCUCUGCGCAUUAAUCAUGAACCGAAACCCACCCCCCCUGCCGGCUGCAGCUGGCUUCUGACUUGCUCCUGGUUCUCGGCGGCAUGAGGGGACCCUUCCUGCCCUGGGCGGCCGGGGCCGUGCUGGUCCUGGGAUCCUGGAUGGCUCGGGGGGCGGCCACGGGACCAGAAGGACCAUUACAGGUUCAGAUCAUCAACUUCAACUUCAAAACCGUGCAGGUGACGUGGAACAGCAGCGGGAGCCCCGGGGUCAACCUGACUUUCUCCUACAGCUUCCGACCUAACGAGGGCGACAGCUCCUGCCCCGAGUAUAUUCUCGAAGACGGCCGCACGGUCGGCUGCGUCCUGCAGGCCGAAGGGGACGGAAUCCUGAGCUUCUCCAUCCGGCGCGGAACGCGUCCUCUUCUGGCCAAGAGUCAAUGGAUCAGCUCCUACCAGGAGGCCGUGACCGUGACCUGCUCCGAGCUGCCCCACAAGAGCCUCCUCUACGAAAUCCAGUACAAGAGCACGUUCGACCCCGAGUGGCAGUUUUUUACCCACAGCUUCCGACCUAACGAGGGCGACAGCUCCUGCCCCGAGUAUAUUCUCGAAGACGGCCACACGGUCGGCUGCGUCCUGCAGGCCGAAGGGGACGGAAUCCUGAGCUUCUCCAUCCGGCGCGGAACGCGUCCUCUUCUGGCCAAGAGUCAAUGGAUCAGCUCCUACCGUAAUGAAGCCCGACCCCCCUGGAGACUUGACCUUCCGGUGGCAGAGGAGGCCGUGACCGUGACCUGCUCCGAGCUGCCCCACAAGAGCCUCCUCUACGAAAUCCAGUACAAGAGCACGUUCGACCCCGAGUGGCAGGCUGAGGAGGGCAGAAGCUGCAACGUGUCGAUCCCGGGCUUGGAUCCCGACAAAUGCUACUUCUUCCGGGCCCGAGCGAGGACCAUGGAGGCGGCCUACGGCCCCGACACCUACCCCAGCGACUGGUCGGAGGUGGCCCACCAGCAGAGGGGCCGGCGGCGAGCUAUGUAUCCGCCUGCCUACCUAUCCAUCAUCAUCAGAGUUCCGUGUGCUGCGUCCACACCGCGUGCGCCUGUGCGCAGACGCCGUGUGGCUUUCCAGGCUCUUCCCCCGGAGUCCAGCUUUGCAGACCGUGACACGCAGAAGGGAAAAACCCGCUUCGUGGGGUGUGGGUCGCGCUGGCGCCCCGUGGGACCCUCCCGCCGUGCUUGUGUCGCUGCAGAUUCGUGCCAGGAGCAGAGGCUGUUCCCGCGCUUCGUGUUGAUCUCGGGCGCGGUGGCGUUCCUGACGGUGGUCCUCCUGCUCGUGUCCUUGUGGAAGCUGCGCAGAGUCAAGAAGCUCCUGAUGCCCAGCGUCCCCGACCCCAAGUUCACCUUCCCCGGGCUGUUCGAGUCCCACCGAGGCAACUUCCAGGAGUGGAUCAAGGACACGCAGAACGUGGCCUCGCUGAACAAGACGGACGACGGGGAGCAGGAGUGCUUCCUGGAGGAGGCCCUGGAGGUGCAGCCAGCCAAGGCGGAGGCCGAGACGCCCACGGGGACGCCGACGGGGGAGGAAGAGGCGGCUGCUGACCCCAGUCAGCUCCCUCGCCGGUUUCCCCCCGGCAGAGAGGCCAUCUCUCUGGGGGACUUCACUUUUGUGAUGACUGACAACUCAUACAUGAUGUUAUGAGGGGGUGCAAACUCAAAAGCCAACAUGGGGUCCCCCCACACCCCAUGGCCACUCGGCUCCUUCGUUACACCGCAGGUGGACCCAGCAAGCCGGGCCGGGCGGGAACAGAAUCCUGCUCUCCAGAUCCUACCUACCAGCCGUCCAGCUCUUAUUCUGAAAGGGGGACUCAGUUGGCAACCAUGGGGACAUUUCCCCGGACCUUCAGUUUUUCUUCCCGAACCCACCCUCCUGACGUCCCUCUGCAUCUAAGACAUAUUUAAAUUGAAAAUCGGUCCCUUGAAACAUCUCUCCAUCCAGUGCGUGUAUUUUUUUUCCAUUGAAAUAAAGAGAAAAAAGAAACAGUUGGCACCAGA